Messenger RNA from Australozyma saopauloensis, 1695 nucleotides. RefSeq names its product amino acid permease. Gene Ontology annotation, cellular component: membrane. Gene Ontology annotation, biological process: amino acid transmembrane transport. The coding region runs from base 1 to 1695 and encodes 564 amino acids. Lineage: Eukaryota; Fungi; Ascomycota; Pichiomycetes; Serinales; Metschnikowiaceae. The transcript has a single exon. Gene Ontology annotation, molecular function: amino acid transmembrane transporter activity. The record is from RefSeq and is a predicted model, not a curated record.
AUGUCAAGUUCAUCAGCAAAGAACAGUCUGUCGUUCUUGUCGCAAGACAUGAGCGUUCCUGAAUCGGUUUCUAAAUGGCAAUCAUUCAAGGAUUCAUUUAAGCCUGCCAUAGAAGAUAAGGUAACUUACGAGGACCUAGAUCUGGUGGAAAAGGCAAACAUCAAUACCUCGAACUCAAAACUUUCUAAGGGUUUGAAGCAGAGACAUUUGCAAAUGAUCGCUGUCGGUGGAUCAAUUGGCACUGGUUUGUUCGUUGGAACAGGUUCCGCACUAGGGGCCGGAGGACCUGCUGGUAUUGUCAUUGCAUGGGCUGUUACAGCUACCUUCGUUUACACUACUAUGCAAGGACUUGGUGAACUUAGCACAGCUUACCCAGUCAGUGGUGGAUUUAAUGUUUAUGCCACCAGAUUCAUUGAGCCUUCGAUUGGUUUCGCAGUCGGUUGGAACUACUUUAUGCAAUUUCUUGUCCUUCUACCACUUGAAUUGGUGGCAGCUUCGAUCUCUAUCAAGUACUGGAACCAAUCACUCAAUCCGGUCAUUUUCGUGGCUAUUUUCUGGUGCUUCAUUUUUGUUGUGACUAUGACAGGUGUGAAGUGGUUUGGUGAAGCCGAGUUUAUUUUCUGUCUCAUUAAAGUUGUCGCAGUGACCGGAUUCAUUAUUUUAGGGAUUGUUCUCAUUUGCGGUGGCGGUCCAAAUCAUCAAUUUGUGGGAGGCAUGUAUUGGAGAAACCCAGGUCCUUUUGCCAAUGGUUUCAAGGGUGUUGCUUCUGUCUUCAUUAUGGCUGCCUUUUCUUUUGGUGGCACAGAGUUAGUGAGUUUGAGCGCUGCCGAGGCCGAUGAUCCAGGAAGAGCAGUUCCUAAAGCCAUUAAGGCCGUAUUCUUCAGAAUUGCGAUUUUUUAUUUUGGCACAAUUGUCCUCAUUGCAACCUUGGUUCCCUCAAAUGACCCCCGUCUUCUCAGCGCCAAUUCGGCUGAUGCCAGUGCAUCGCCUUUUGUUCUUGCUAUUGUCAAUGGAGGUGUGAAGGUCUUACCUAGUAUCUUCAAUGCUGUCAUUCUUAUCUCCGUGCUCUCAGUGGGUAAUAUCUCUGUGUACGCCUGUUCCAGGUCCCUCAAUUCUCUUGCAGAGCAAGGGAUGGCUCCUAAAUGGACUGGCUACAUUGACAGAAAAGGAAGACCAUUAUUUGCACUUGUUUUUGCAAACCUUUUUGGCCUCAUCUCUUUCGUUGUUGCAUCUGAUGCUCAAGCUGAGGCUUUUGCUUGGUUACUUGCCAUUUCUGGUCUUUCAUCUAUAUUCACUUGGAUGUCGAUCAACAUUGCUCAUUUAAGAUUCCGUUCUGCAAUGAAAGCUCAAAAUAGAUCGCUUGAUGAAUUAGCCUUCGUUGCAUCGACCGGCAGAAUUGGAUCAUGGUACUCUUUUAUCCUCUGUUUCCUCGUUAUUGUAGCCACGUUCUGGUUGGCCAUUUCUCCAAUCGGAGAAAAAGCAACGGCUAGCAAUUUCUUUCAACAAGUUCUCGGCCUUCCCGUCAUUGUGGCCACUUACAUAUUCUACAAGGUUUGGAAGAGAGACUUAAGAUUGAUUAUCCCAGCAACGGAGGUUGACCUAGAGACAGGCCGUUUAGUACCAGAUCCAGAUAUGAUGGCCGAAAAAAAUGAUCCAAGGCCGCUUUGGAGAAGAAUCCUCGGCGUUGUGUAUUAA